GUCAUUUGUCAUUGUCUGAUUUGAAUCUUUCCGUUUAAAAUACUGAUUUAAAUACUGUUAAAAUACAAUUUUUUUAAAGGCACAAAAUGUGUGAUAGUCCAUCUAAACCCCUUUAUCUUAACCAAAAAACUCAAGUUAUAAAUGCAGAAACUGAAACUUCAGAUUCAAGCUCAACAAAAUCUGAUCAAGGAUGGAGAUAUUUGACUAUAGUAGCUCUUUAUGAUGAAUUAAUACGUUUAUAUCAAUACCAAGUUGAAGAUAGAAGUAUGUUACAAGAUGGUUUUUACAAUUUUGCAGAACAAACAUUUUUACUCUAUGAAGAGUGGAAAAAAACGAUAACAGAACGCGAUGGUCUUAGAAGUGAAAUAGAUAAAAAAAUUGAUGAAAUAAAUGAUUAUAACAGGCGCCUUAAAAGUGCUAGAAAAUUGUUAGAUGACGAAACCAGGAAAAGAAAAACUGCUGAAAAAGAACGAGAUUUACUUCGGCAUCAAAUUGCAAAAUUUUGUAAUUCACUAGUUAGGGAUGGAAGACACAAACUUGCCAAUGAUACUAAGGAACAAAUUAGUAGUAUUUAUCCAGGUAGAAUAAGUUUUAGUGAUGCUGAACGUCUUAGUGCUAUAAAAGAAGUUAACUCAACAGGUUCCAUACUAUCUGAUUUCAGUUAUUCUCGUUCAGAGGAUGAUUUAGACUCUUCCAGAGUAAAUAAAGGAUGGAAAAGUCUGCAAAGUGAUGUAGUGGAAGAACCAUUAAGUAAAAAGCGAAGAUCUUCAACAAAAAUAGUUGAAAUUGGAAGUAAAGAUACUGUUAGAGCCACUACAACUUUAACUGUCAAUAGAGAUGGUCCUAUAACUGCUACAUCAAAAAUUGAAUCCAUUCCAAAAUCUGAUGGUGAAUGUGUUGAUCCUCCAAAUUUGGUGUUCGAAUCGUGGAAUCAACAAAAGAGAAAAGCUGGAAAUCCACAAAAAGAUGUAGGUGGUAACUACAGACAACAUUAUUUACAACAAAAAACUAUUGUGAUGCCUAACUUUUGUUCUGUUUGUGAAAAACACAUUCGUUUUGGAAAAACUGCCUAUAAGUGUAAAGAAUGCAAGAUGUUUUUCCAUGCAGAAUGUAAGGAUAUGCUACCAACACCUUGCAUACCUGUUGUAAAUACACCAACUUCAAAGAAAUUCACUGGUAUUCUUUCUGAUUACACACCUAUAAGAUCUCCAAUGGUACCAUCAUUAAUUGUACAUUGUGUCAAUGAAAUUGAGAGCAGAGGAUUAACAGAAAUGGGGAUCUAUAGGAUUCCAGGAUCUGAGAAAGAAGUUAAAGAUUUAAAAGACAAGUUCUUAACUUGCAGAAUACCACCAAACCUCAAAGAGAUAGAUAUUCAUGUAAUCUGUGGAUGUAUUAAAGAUUUUUUACGCUCCCUCACUGAACCUCUACUAACUCAUACCCUUUGGUAUGACUUCAUUACAGCUGUGAGAGCAAAAGACCUUAAUGACAUAACACCAGCAUUGUAUGAAACUAUUUCAAAAUUGCCUCACCCUAAUAGAGAUACAUUAGCAUUUAUAAUGUUACAUUUACAAAAAAUUGCGCAAAGUCCCGAGUGUAAAAUGCCUGCUGAGAAUUUAUCUAAAGUUUUUGGCCCAACCAUAGUUGGCUACUCCUGUGAUUAUCAUAAGCCAAAUAGAUUGAUAGAAGAAACUAAAUAUAUCAUUAAAGUUAUGUCACAUCUUUUGAACAUACCUUCUGAUUUUUGGACCAAUUUCAUUAAUGUGUGUCUCACUCCAUCCACGAAUAGGCUCCAACAGACACCAAGUACAGAUUCUCUAUUGAGACCAACUACCACUAGAAGUUUCACUCCAGGUAAAUUAAGAAAGAAGAAAGAGGGCAAACUUUUUGGAACCCCACCAGCUUAUCAGUAGUAUAAUUGGUCUGUUGUGAAGAUGGAUUUAAUGUAAAGUUAAUUUACUUCAUAUCUUAAAGAUUUUAUUAUAGUAAUUUUCAAUUAAAAUCUAAUAGUAUAAAGGCCAUCAAGAUUUAUCACCUGGUGUAUUUGUAAGUAUCUAACCACAUUCAGAAUGUUUUCUGAAUAACAAUAUUCUUGAUAAACAUAUGAACAUUAUAAAAUUUUAUUACUUCAAAGUUUAUUUACUACAAGGUGAUCCAGAACUGUGUACAUUAAUGUGUAGAGCUGCUAGUCUAUGUCGAAAAAUAAGGGUUCUGUUUUAUCUUAAGUUCUUGCUAAUCCUGAAUAAUAUAUAACCCUUGGAAAUGGUGAAUUGAUAUCGAUUUUUCUUUUAAUAUCUGUUGGUUUUAGUUAUAGUGAUUAUGAAUCAUUAUGGUAAUUCAUACUUCUUUUCCAUAAACAUACAAGGUAGCCUUGAUAAGUAAUGGUUGUUAUGAAUAAUUACAAGAGAAUCUUUUUUGUUUAAAUGAUUGAAAAUAGAAAAAAUGUGACAUGUAAUAAUAACCUUCACUUAUCUUCCUAAAAUACCCUGUAUUUAUGUGGAAUGAGGUAGGUGGUUUCUUGGAUUUAAUUAUCCUAAUGCCCGAUAAUCACUUCCAAAAUACUAAUUCCACAAUCAAAAUUGCUUGACAGAUAUACUUUCAAAAAUAAGGUUCUUAAUUAACCCUAAUAUGCUUGAGGAUAUAUUCCUUAGUAUUCAGUUUUACAAAAUGUUGUAGAUAAAACUACCCUUAUUUUUGGACACAUUAUCAAUUCUAGAAAUAAAUGUACAUUAUUCUGUACCAUCUUGUAUACAAAGGUAGAUCGUUUACUAUUUAGUAUAACUUAAUUGUGUUUCUCAAACAAUUUUUUUCUGUUAGAAAUGAAGACAGCAAUUAAAUAACUUUAUAAUGGCUAUCUUUUAAAAUCACUUACAGAAACCUUAAUAGCCAAAUUUUGUAUAUCACUUAAGUCUCUUAUAAAGUUUGUUCCAAAACGCAGAAUUUCAGUUAAAUAAAAAACACAAUUUUUAAAUUAUUUUUCCACCUAAUCGUGAAGUACACAUAAUAUGCUUGUGUAUCUUAUGACAUAUAGUCUAAGAGCCAGCUUAAAUCUGACAAUACAUAUUCUUAUUAUUAUAUAUAUUAAGCGAUGGGUAAUAGCUAUGUCCGGCCACGGUAGGUGUGGGGCCCCUCAGGUGAGAAUUAAGAACAUUUUUAUAGUAUUUUAUGCCGUCUGUCGUUUUUUAAAUAUGUUAUAAUAUACCUCUAGAAAAAUUGAAAAAUAAUUAUGGCUGCCGAUUUUAAAGGUUGUAACAUCACAGCAGCCACUUUUUUAAAAAUCAAAAAAAAACAUAAUUUGAAAGUAUUUUAUACUAUUUAUUGAACUAUUUUAAGCUAAUAUUAUAAUAGAUGCUAUUUUUUCCGGUUGUAACUAUCGGUUUUACAGUGACACCUUACCUUUUGAGUUUGUUUAUAAAUAAGAAUGUAAACAGAAGUUCAUAUUUUUACAUACUUUUGGUUUUAGGCACCAAAAACCUGUCUAACACUGGAAAGAUGCUUUAUUAUUAUUGUUUUUAAAAUAUACGAAAGUACUUAAUUAAAUCUUAUUUUUAUACUUAAACUUUAUAUUUUUUAAAUUUUAUAAGAAAUAAAACUUAUCAAAUACAAUAAAA
Molecule: messenger RNA, 3608 nt
Organism: Diorhabda sublineata
Lineage: Eukaryota; Metazoa; Arthropoda; Insecta; Coleoptera; Chrysomelidae
Product: rac GTPase-activating protein 1-like
Exons: 5
Coding region: 87-1910 (607 amino acids)
Biological process (GO): signal transduction
Source: RefSeq, a predicted model, not a curated record